Tripterygium wilfordii is the source of this 1460-nucleotide messenger RNA. RefSeq names its product scarecrow-like protein 3. The transcript has a single exon. The coding region runs from base 133 to 1380 and encodes 415 amino acids. Gene Ontology annotation, biological process: regulation of DNA-templated transcription. The record is from RefSeq and is a predicted model, not a curated record. Gene Ontology annotation, cellular component: nucleus. Lineage: Eukaryota; Viridiplantae; Streptophyta; Magnoliopsida; Celastrales; Celastraceae. Gene Ontology annotation, molecular function: sequence-specific DNA binding; DNA-binding transcription factor activity.
UCAACCUAAAAGCCAUUCCUACUCACAAAGAUGAUUCCUUUAUGCCCCUAAAAGAAUCUCUCCUCAUAACAACAACAACAAACAAGCCUCUUCAAAGUCUCAAACUUCCAUGCCAAGACUACAGACUACAUCAUGACUACUUCAUCAGGUACUCCAUCGUUGUCUCUUGCAUUAUCAUCCUCUUCCUCGGCUACUCCUCUUGAACCCCAAAAGCCUGAAGAGAGAGGAUUACGCCUAAUUCAACUCCUCCUAACAUGUGCCAAUCACACCUCCUCCGGCAACCUCCACCGUGCCGACGCCUGCCUCCGCCAGAUAUCAAAACUUGCCUCCAUUUCCGGUGACUCCAUGCAACGUUUGGCAGCCUAUUUUGCCUCUGCCUUAGCUAUCCGCCUCGUGAAGCGCUGGCCCGGCCUGUAUAAGGCCCUCAACAAAACCCAAAAGCCUAGUUCCGAACUGGACCGGGCUCGGCCUCUUUUCGUGCAGGCCUUUCCGUAUCUUAGCCUCGCAUAUGCCAUAAUGGGCCGAACCUUGCUUCAAUGCAUGAUGGAGGAGCGUGUGAUUCACAUUGUGGAUUUGGGCUUCGGCGACUCCAAACUGUGGGUCCCACUUCUCCGGAGCUUCGCUAAUUCACUGGAUGGGCCGCCCCAUUUGAGAAUCACUUGUGUUCAUGAAAACAAGUCGGUUUUAGAGAAGUUGGGCCGUGGGCUUGUAAAGGAAGCGGAGAGGCUUCGCAUCCCAUUUCAUUUCAGCCCAGUGAAUGUUGGGCUUAGAGAGCUAACAUUGGACCAGGUCCAGGUAAGAUCAGGAGAAGCAAUGGCUUUGAUAUCAUUCAAUCUUCAUGUCUUAUUGACUGAGGAUGAUAGAGUUGAUGCACAAUUUGGUCCCAAAAAGAACAACAAUGGCAUCAAAGAUUGUAAGAAAUUGAAUGAGUUCUUAUCGAUGGUUCGAUCAAUGUCACCCAAAAUCUUAUUUCUAGUCGGAAAAGAAGCUGACCACAAUUUGGGUCGAUUAGUAGACCGGUUUAUCGAGAGUUUGCAUUAUUACAGCGCAGUUUUUGACUCAAUUGAGGUCACAUUUGGUGGUAAGGCAAGUGAGGAUAGAUUUGUUGUAGAAGAAAUGUUUGGUAGGGAGAUUGAAAAUAUUGUUGCAUGUGAAGGACUGGAAAGAUUGGAGAGACAUGAGAGAUAUGGGCGGUGGGCGGUUCGGUUCGGUCGAGCCGGGUUUAGGCCAGUUGGACUUUGGUACGGUUACAUGGAUGAUGCUAAGAAAAUGUUAGAGGCUUGUGGUAAGGAGGGUUAUAAAAUUACCAGUGAGAGACAAAGUUUGAUGAUUUGUUGGCAUGAUAGGCCUCUAUAUAGCGUCUCUGCAUGGAUUUGUUAGCUAUAUAUUCUUCUAUAUGAUUUAACAAAGACAUUUAUUUUUCGUGUUUAUGAGUUCAAUUUCAUCCUAAUUCGUAUUAG